AUGCCGGAAUUGAUUGACUUACUUUUCCCCUGGCCUGUGGUCUCGACACUGGUGUCUCAUCUGGGAGUCGAAGACCUACUCCAACUUUCUCGAGCGAACAGCGAGGUUCGGGCUGUUCUACACGGCUUUCCACGCCCCAGGCAGCCGACUUCGCAGCUAGGUCAAAAGGAUGGAGCCACUGCCGAAGUGCGAAAGGAUAUCUUCGUCGGCUGGCACCAGAAUACAUAUUGGAAACAUCUAAAAAGUCUUGCGCAAAUGGAAUCCCUGUAUGUGACGCGUGUAUCGUUCGGGAAUCAUUCGCACAGCAAACCAGUGCUUGGCGCACUCGAACACGUCAUCUCUGCACAGAAUGUUGGACGCAAGGCAAUCCGCACAAAGGUCGCAAUUUCACGAAACCACCUUCGGCCUCAACAUCAUACAACUUCCUACCUGGUGACGGAGACUUUUGCCGCUGUACCGUGCAUGACGGAUGGCUUUGCUCGGGCUGUCGCAAGAAGCAGUGCGUAG
Talaromyces marneffei is the source of this 507-nucleotide messenger RNA. RefSeq lists its product as uncharacterized. The record is from RefSeq and is a predicted model, not a curated record. The transcript has 3 exons. Bases 1 to 507 code for a protein of 168 amino acids. NCBI's taxonomy places the organism in Eukaryota, Fungi, Ascomycota, Eurotiomycetes, Eurotiales, Trichocomaceae.